AUGGUCAACUGCAGUCUGUGUGAAAAGAGAAUCCCUCAGAGAAGCCUCCUAAGCCGUUCGUCAAGGAGUAAAUUACACAACGCGAUCUUCGUAUCAACGCUAAAUCGCUUCACAUCGAUCCCUCAGGAGCUCAUGGAGACGUACUUUUCGAAGAGUCUGUGUGUGACUCAUUUUAUACAUUCCGCACAAAAUCUCCUGGCAGAGGUGGUGGUAAGUGGCGGAAAAAUAUCUAGGACGCUAGAAGAUGCUGCAUACAUAACUGCGGUGGAUAUUCAUGACGACAUCGUGGACAGCCUCAAUCUUGAGAUUGGAUCCUUUGCUACUGACGUCACCAUUGACAAGAAUGAUGUCUGCCGUUAUCUGAAUUUCUAUAUGAAAAAAUACUUUGGAUCUAAUGGCUGGACUGUUCCUCACAAAGACGACCAGCAGCAACAACCAGAACAUACACAGGAAGAAGGGUCCGCGUCACUCAAAUCGGAAUCGACCGAGGAAAUGGAACUUUUGGAAGAAACGGAUCCCUUCCUUCUGAACGAGUACUUCGUGGUACAAGGGAAGAAGUUGCUUGAACUGUUUCAUAUUACGCGAUGUGGUUGCACCAGUGAUAGCGAAGCAGGAGUAGUUCGGCUAACUUAUGAAGAAUCCAUGCCAGUUAUCACUUACUUCACUGCCGGAAUGUUUCCAGAGAAGAGGAGAUGGGAGGGAAAGGAAGACACAUGA
Cylicocyclus nassatus is the source of this 717-nucleotide messenger RNA. Lineage: Eukaryota; Metazoa; Nematoda; Chromadorea; Rhabditida; Strongylidae. The record is from the annotation of a GenBank genome assembly.